This is a messenger RNA of Prunus armeniaca (apricot), 681 nucleotides long. The record is from the annotation of a GenBank genome assembly. NCBI's taxonomy places the organism in Eukaryota, Viridiplantae, Streptophyta, Magnoliopsida, Rosales, Rosaceae.
AUGGUGAAGGACAGGAAUGAGAAAAAAAGCAAGAGAGGGGCAGCUUUUUUGGGUGCUGUGGUGGUGGUGUUGCUAGCCACAGCACUCACCUCCACAAGAACUGCCUCUAAACUCAACCUCUCUCUCUUUUUCAAGAACCCCAAUUCCCGCCUCUGUCCUCAGGAUUCAAAAGGGUACACAGACAUUGUGGACGAUUGCUGUUGUGAUUAUGAAACAGUGGACAUUGUUAAUGCAGAAGUGUUGCACCCUCUGCUACAAGAGAUUGUUAAAACUCCAUUUUUCAGAUAUUUCAAGGCCAAGCUGUGGUGUGACUGUCCCUUUUGGACCGAAGAUGGUAUGUGCCUCUUGCGUGACUGCAGCAUCUGUGAAUGCCCAGAAAAUGAAUUUCCAGAACCUUUUAAGAGGCCCUUGCUCCAGGGCCUUGCACCUGACAGUUUUGUGUGUAAAGAGGGAAAGCGGCAGGGGACUGUUGAGCGGACGCUAGACAGUAGAGCUUUCAGAGGCUGGGUUGAGACAGAUAAUCCUUGGACAAAUGAUGAUGAGACGGAUAAUGGUGAGAUGACAUAUGUGAACCUUCUUUUGAACCCUGAACGUUACACUGGCUAUGCUGGUCCAUCACCGAGAAGGAUAUGGGAUGCUGUGUAUUCUGAAAAUUGCCCGAAAUGUUUGGGAAGCUUAUAA